This is a messenger RNA of Actinia tenebrosa (Australian red waratah sea anemone), 2667 nucleotides long. Its product is annotated as signal recognition particle subunit SRP54. Gene Ontology annotation, cellular component: signal recognition particle, endoplasmic reticulum targeting; cytosol. Lineage: Eukaryota; Metazoa; Cnidaria; Anthozoa; Actiniaria; Actiniidae. Gene Ontology annotation, biological process: SRP-dependent cotranslational protein targeting to membrane, translocation; SRP-dependent cotranslational protein targeting to membrane. The record is from RefSeq and is a predicted model, not a curated record. Gene Ontology annotation, molecular function: GTP binding; endoplasmic reticulum signal sequence receptor activity; GTPase activity.
GAAGCAGCAAAUGGCGGACAAGAUUCGAUGAUGAGGGUCAAAAUUCACCCAGAAAAAUCGCAUUUUUCUCAUUAGAAAUCCACUAUUUCUUCAACCAAUCCUCUAAUAUCUUGAAAUAAGGCUUUAAUCUAUUGUACAUAGCUUUCAAAAUGGUGUUAGCAGAAUUAGGAAGGAAGAUAACGACGGCUUUACGUUCGUUAAGUAACGCGACGGUCAUCAAUGAAGAGGUUCUUAAUUCUAUGCUCAAAGAAGUAUGCUUUGCUCUAAUAGAAGCUGAUGUCAACUUACAUCUCGUAAAACGACUAAGGGAAAAUGUCAAAUCUGCUAUUGAUUUUGAUGACAUGGCUGCUGGUCUAAACAAACGAAAAAUGAUCCAGCAUGCUGUCUUCCAAGAACUAUGCAAGCUGGUUGAUCCUGGAGUAAAGGCGUGGACUCCAAGCAAAGGGAAGAAGAAUGUCAUUAUGUUUGUUGGUUUACAAGGAUGUGGUAAGACCACAACAUGCUCAAAGUUGGCUUAUUAUUAUCAAAGAAAAGGCUGGAAAACCUGCUUGAUUUGUGCUGACACAUUCAGAGCGGGUGCUUUUGAUCAGCUGAAACAGAAUGCAACUAAAGCCAGGAUUCCUUUUUAUGGAAGCUAUACAGAGACAGAUCCAGUCGUUAUUGCUCAAGAAGGAGUAGAAAAAUUUAAACAAGAGAAUUUUGAAAUAAUUAUUGUGGACACAAGUGGACGACACAAACAGGAAGACUCUCUCUUUGAAGAGAUGUUGCAAGUUUCAAACACGAUUAGUCCUGACAAUAUCAUCUUUGUGAUGGAUGCCACCAACGGUCAAGCCUGUGAAUCACAAGCCAGAGCCUUCAAAGCUAAAGUCGAUGUUGCAUCUGUUAUUGUGACCAAGCUGGAUGGUCAUGCAAAGGGAGGAGGUGCUCUCAGUGCGGUUGCUGAGACCAAAAGUCCAAUUAUCUUCAUUGGUACUGGAGAGCAUAUAGAUGACUUUGAACCAUUCAAAACAAGACCAUUUAUUAGCAAAUUGUUGGGUAUGGGAGACAUAGAGGGACUUAUUGAUAAAGUGAAUGAAUUGAAACUAGAAGAUAAUGAAGAACUGAUAGACAAACUCAAGCAUGGUGUUUUUAGCUUACGGGACAUGUAUGAACAAUUCCAAAAUAUUAUGAAGAUGGGGCCAUUUGGACAGAUCAUGGGCAUGAUUCCUGGCUUCAGUAGUGAUUUUCUGUCGAAAGGCAACGAAAAGGAGUCAAUGGCCAGGUUAAAAAAGCUUAUGACCAUCAUGGACAGCAUGAGUGACUCAGAGCUGGAUAACCCCAAUGGCGCCAAACUAUUUUCCCGCCAACCUGGACGCGCCACGCGUGUUGCACGAGGAGCAGGUGUAUCAGUACGAGAGGUCCAGGAGCUGCUGUCUCAGUACCAGAAGUUCGCACAGAUGGUCAAGAAAAUGGGAGGAAUUAAAGGUUUAUUCAAAGGUGGAGAUAUGACGAGAAACGUCAACCCAUCGCAGAUGACGAAACUCAAUCACCAAAUGGCGAAAAUGAUGGAUCCUCGGGUACUACAGCAGAUGGGUGGAAUGUCUGGUCUACAGAACAUGAUGCGGCAGUUUCAAUCAGGAGCUCACGGAGGAGCACCAUUCAAAUAAAUAAACCCUCCCACACUAUAAUAAAACCAUCCAGUCCUACCAAGCCAAACACCAAGCUCUGACGUUACUUUUACUCAUUAUUUCCUGGUUGGCAUUUCACUUUACUUAAUAAGUUCUAAUGUAAUCGGAUUUACCACUCCGCGGUGGACGGAAAACUUAGCAGGUUUAGCAACCCACUUUAGAUGGCUACCGAUUGAUCGAAUUAGAAUUACACUUAGAAGUUGAUUUUUACGAAGGGAGGAAAACCAGUUGUCGAAAACAAGCUCUUGUUGGCAGACUGAACUCUCUGUUUUUGGUUGGUCGAUUUUUUGGGAGCUUAGCGCAUGGUUUUCCAUCCUUAUUCCCAGCGUUAACACUGGCAGUGAUAAAUUUGGAGAAAUCCCAUUUUGGCUGCUAUAUCAGAUCUUUUUCAUAUUCCACUUCCUAUUUUCCGCUCAGUAUCCUCUUAUAUUUUCGCACUACUGCCCACCACUCAAGUUAGUAAGUUAGUAAUCACUUCAUCUUAAGUCAUAAUAACAAGUCAUAAUAUACAUUUUAUUACUGAUUUUGGGCAGCGAUAAGCCAAUUUUCUGGAAUGUGGACAAAGCAUCUUCUUCUUCUUCACCAAUACCCCGUCUGUCUAUCUGUCUGUCCGUCUGUCUAUCUGUCUGUCUGUCUGUGGUGCAGCAUCAGAUGUACCCAUCCAGCCUACUGGACUUUAUCCAUCGUUAGUAUACUGUAAUACUGUUUCAAGCAGUGCAAGUGGAACACAGUUUAAGUUGUAUACGUACAGGAAAAGCCACUCUAGGGUUUCCCUUUUAUACGAAGCCACACUGAGCCUGAUAUAAUUUAGCUAAACACCUAAUUUUGAUAUCAUUAAAGGGCAAAGAGAACAUACUAUUUUCGCCUACUUUUUGUCGUCUAUAGUCUAACAUAAAACAUUUUCGCUAUGAUUAAAGUCAAUAUCAAACAGGUUAGUUUUCGUCAUGUAUCUAUGUUAAUGUAGGUGAAUAAAGUUAUAGCAAGUAAAAAAGAUAUCAAA